AUGGAGAUUCUUUGUGAUCUGAAUUCCAGCUUGUAUGUGGUGUGCUGUUAUGGGAACGAAAUCACAAGGUCGGGUGAUGGAAAACUUUACUACAAUAUACUGCUGGAGAAGUGUUGUGGGGGUAGUUUGGCAAGUCGGAUCAGGAACUCUGGUGGGGUUGGAUUACCGGAGAAUGAGGUGAGGUGCUAUACCCUGGAUAUAGUUCGAGGACUGUGUUAUAUUCAUGACCAUGGUUAUGUCCACUGCGACUUCAAACUAGAUAAUAUCCUACUUGUGAUGACUUGUUGCAAUGGUUUGAGAGCAAAGAUCGGUCAUCUUGGGUUGGCCAAGGAAGCCUAUUAUAACCCUGUAGAUGAGGAUGAUGAUGAUGAGGGAUGCAGUGGGAUGAGAGACAUAUGGGCACUUGGUUGCAUCGUGAUAGAGAUGAUGAGGGGGAAGCUGAUGACAACUGAGAUAACAGAUGUUGAGGAUGUAGGAACAUGGGGAGGUAAUAUAGAGAAAAUCUUUAUUGACAUCAUGGCACACCCAAAUGCAAAAAGAUUCCGCUCAAAGGGAUGCCCAAACUACAACUUGUUGGGAUUGAUCUUUAAUCCAUCAACAGCAACCGGUGCCCCCCACUACUCUUCCACCCAAGAUCCCCCAAACACUGAUGAUGAGGAUGAGAUGGAUGACAAUUUGGAAUAUGGUGGAGUGCAUGUGGAUGUAGAUACUGAGAUCCCUAAUGAUCCUCCAUAA
This is a messenger RNA of Vitis riparia (riverbank grape), 735 nucleotides long. Its product is annotated as mitogen-activated protein kinase kinase kinase 17-like. The record is from RefSeq and is a predicted model, not a curated record. Bases 1 to 735 code for a protein of 244 amino acids. Gene Ontology annotation, biological process: protein phosphorylation. Gene Ontology annotation, molecular function: protein kinase activity; ATP binding. Lineage: Eukaryota; Viridiplantae; Streptophyta; Magnoliopsida; Vitales; Vitaceae. The transcript has 4 exons.